This is a messenger RNA of Prorocentrum cordatum, 2739 nucleotides long. Lineage: Eukaryota; Dinophyceae; Prorocentrales; Prorocentraceae. The record is from the annotation of a GenBank genome assembly.
AGGCCCGAGGACGCGUCCGAGCAGUGGCCCCCUCCGCGCGCCCGCCCACGCGCGCGGGCGCUCCAGCGGAGGACGGGGGGCGGCGCCGGCCAGGGAUGGCAGCCGACGGCGGGGCGACCGCCGCCGUCCCUCAGGGGCCCGCCGGGCACGCCGCCAAGCGGCUCGCGCGCCCGUCCUGGCGCAGAGGGCCCCCGCGACGGUCUGGAGGACGUCACCAUCUCCUCGAUCCUGCAGGACGUGACGAGCGUGAACGACCGGCUCGUCGAUCUGUUCAUCUCCCCUGCGGAGCAGGACGAGGCGUCCAGACAGGGACCCAGACCUUCGGGCGUCUUGAGGGAGGUGACGAGCGUCAACGACCGGCUCAUCGACAUGUUCCUAUCCUCGGGGGGUGCCUACCAUGCUGCAGCGGCAGCCGCGGCGCCCAGAGGCGGCGCAGGGGUGCACAGCAGCUACCCGGUGCCGCGAUCGCACUCGGGCGAGGCGCGGUCUCCCACACGGUCUCACGCCGAGGCGAGCAAGGACGCCGACGUCACAGCCAGUCAGGAGCUGCAGGCAUACCUCGUCGACAACAGCGCGCUGAACGCCAGCACCCGGGGGCUCAGCUAUAGGCGUAGCAAAGACAUGAAGGACGCGGACGGGGAGAGAUUCGCCGAGUGGAACAGCAUCGUGAACGGCGUCGACGAUGGCGACGGCUGGGUCCGGGUCGGCGACCGCUUCCUGCCGCUGCAGAUCGGGGGCGCCGCCGUGCUGAGGCCGCUCGAGCCGCAGCAGGCUGCGCGUCUGAGGGGCUCCCUGUCGGCGCCUGCCGUGGCCGCCGCGCGGGAGCGGAGCAAGCCCCACCCUGCGCUGGUGGACGCCGAGCUGCAGCGCCUCCGGCGGGUGUCGGCCGACCAGGCGUCGCAGCGUGCGGAGCAGCCCGCGCCGGUGACGGGGGAGCGGUGCGCCCAGCGACACGGCGCGGACCCGUUCCAGGAGGACCUCGUGCUGCCCGUGGGCGCCGUGUUGCGGGGCCUGCAGGCCACCGAGCGCUGCAGCGCGGCGCGCCGUACGCCGCUGCACCUGAUGUACGUGGUCCUCUUCACCAGCACCGUCUCCCUGGCGCUCGACGUCCCCUCCGCCUUCGAGGCCCAGCGCGGCGUGCUGCAGGGCCUGGGCGGCGGGGGCGCCGCCGGCGCCGGCGCCGGCGAGGCGGGCGCGCCUCCCGCGCCGCGCGUGCGCUUCGAGAACGUCAGCAGCCUGGCGGAGUUCUGGGGCUGGGCCGCGGAGGCGCUGUACCCGCAGGUGUUCGAGGCGGAGAGGUUCAACAACCUCGGCAACGGGUCCGAGGCGGUGUUCGCGGUCGCCAAGUACAACCACGUGGUGACCCCCGUUCGCUUCCGGCAGCUGCGCGCCAGGAGCGGACAGUGCACCUUCCCGGCCGACUCCCACGCGCUGUCCCAGCCGUGCUGGGUGGACUACGGGCCGGGGCGCGCGGAGGCGGGGCCCCUCGGGAGCCUGGACGUGGAGGACGGGCACGCGGUCGACCUGGAGCUGAACAGCUCCCUCGCGCUCGGGAGGCUCCAGGGCAUGGUCGCGGACAGGCUAUCAGCGCACGUGGAGGCCUGCUCCUGCUCGCUGAGCCCGUACGCGGGGCUCUGGGGCGAGGUGCACCUCAUCCUGGAGGUCUGCUGGGCUGUCGCGUACGUGGCCUACCUGGUCUACGCAGUGAUCGAUACGAGAAAUGGUAAGAGGAUCAUCUGGUUCCUGGAGGACAAGGAUGAGUUCCGCCAGCAGCACAAGACUGAGUUCAAGGAUCUGUAUACUCUGUGCGAGAGGUUCCAGUUCACGAGGGGAUGCGCUGGCUUCGGCACGCUGUGGCUGUUCAUGCUUACCACCCUUCGGGUUCGCAACUACUCGAGGCUCCGACUGAUCUUUCUGACGCUCACCAAUUCUGCUGGGGUGAUGAUUCAAGUAUGUUUCGCCGUGCUGGUGAGCGCCACGCCGUUUGCCUUUGCUGGGUAUUGGUUGUUCGGCGGCCGCGUCUACGCGUUCAGCAGCUGGCCAAGGGCAUUCGGGUUCCUCUUCCGAUCUGUUACCGAGGGCCUAGUCCCGCGUAACGACCGGCGAUCGCUGGGACCCCCCAGUGUUUUGGAGGAGAUGCGGCAGAACGGUCCCAUCAUGGCUGAUGUCUUGAGCGUUAGUUGGGUGCUGGUGUGCAAGCUGUUGUUCUACGGAAUGUUCGUCGCUUGCGGCGUGAAUUCUUUCAGGACAGCGAAGACCGUGUGGGCCAGGAGGAGAGAGCAGCUGACGGAGCACGGCUCCUACAACUUGAGAGACUUCCUGUUCGCCGAUUUUCUGAAGAAGUUCACCUUCCCCUCGCUGCGGGAGCCCGCGGAGCUGUACCAGAACGACAUCCGGGUGUGGAAGAGCUGCCUGGAGCAGGUCCGCCGAGCCGACCUGGAGUCCCUCGUCGGUGAGGCGCUGCGCCGCGACCAGCGGGCCCUCGAGGUCCGGGACGUCAUGCCGCUGUUCCGGAAGCGCGCCGACAGUGAGUUCGACACGUACCGCCGGGCAUCGCUGUGGGUCCGGGGCCUGCGCUCCGGGCUGCAGGACGCGGCCGGCUGGGAGCGCGCGCCCAGCGCCGGCGCGGAGCUGCGGGCGCUGCUCCGCAGGGUGGCGAGCCUCGAGGAGGAGACCAUGGGCCUCACGCUCCAGCUGCACGGCAACGUGGCGGAGGUGCCGCUCGCAGCCCCCAUCUGA